UUCAGGUGUCAAUGUAGACACCUAAUAUAAAAGUUUGACUAAAUUGACACAGGUAGGCCCAUAUCAAUAAUUCAUACAAGAGAUACAAGUGUCGCAGUAUACCAAUUCAUUUUUACGAGAAAACGGACGGAUGGGCGCAGAAACUCCAUCCAGCCUUUACUGGAGUUGAGAUCUGUGAACACAAACAAUCGUUUACGGUGUGCGCCGCAAACAAGAUGGCGCUGCCCGUGGAAAACAAACGUGUGGUCAAAAACUCUACCCAGAAGGGUUAAACUAGUCAGGGAUUUACACAGAUGUCCUCCACAGAAAUGGAUAAGCUUUAUACAAUGAAUUGAUAUUUCCUCGUUAACAGGUACAUGCAAUAGUCCUGAGUAUUUGUGGACAUACAUGUCGGUGUGACCGUUGGUGACUUUUCACUAUGUGUGGUAUUUACUGUGUGCUAGCAACAGCCUCGAGGGAUGAUGGUUGUAAACAACAGACACACUCUUCAUUGACUCAGCUGAAGCAGUCAAAGUUAUACCUAAACCUGACCAGACGUGGUCCAGAUUGCGCCUGUCAACUCCAUAAGACGGUCUCCAUCGACCCAGCCGAGCCACAGUCACAUCGCCAGAUUGACGCCAUCUUCUCAGGUCAUGUUCUCCAUCAGAGAGGAACGCUGACUUAUCAGCCUCUGAGGGACUCGGAGGGCAAUGUACUCUUGUGGAAUGGAGAAAUCUUUGAUGGGAUAAAGGUUGCCCAUGAUGAGAAUGAUGGUCAGUUGUUGUUGGCCAUCCUGCAGUCCUGUCACACCCAGGGGGAAAUUCUAGCAAGUAUGAGUGGAAUCAGGGGACCGUGGAGCUUCAUUUAUUGGCAGGAAGCACAGCAUCGUUUAUGGUUUGGACGUGACUGUUUUGGUCGACGUAGCCUUCUAUGGAGCUGCACCGAUGGCCAGUUUAGUCUUUCCUCAGUUGCCAGUCGGCCAGAGGAGCCACACAGUCAGAUAUGGACUGAAGUACCAGCUGACGGGGUCUACCUUUUAGAAGAGUGGCCAGGAGAAAACAGCCAACGUUUCCCACUGCAAUUGUUUCCAUGGCAGCAAGAUGCAACAGAGCUUUUCAGAACAAAUUGCAGUAGUCAUUCUCCCCAGCAGGAUCAAAGUGGGGGGCAUCCGCAUGAAACGCCGCAGGGCGAUGCAUGCCACGGAGAAGAGGAUGGUUCGAAUCCUGGCUUUGUCAUUUCAAAAGCGUCUACAGGAAUCAAGAGCCCAAUCAGUCCUCUAAAUAUGUCCUUGCCAUCCGGACUUCAAGAGAGGGCGCUGUCAUUGUGGGCAGAACAGAAUAAGCCACGCCUUCUUGGAGUUGAGGAGUGGGAUGGAGAUGAAAAGGGUGUGGCCGACAAGAAACCUUGUUCUCCAACAACAAUGAAAGAUACUGAGAGAAAGGAUGCAUCCAGAGCAGUUUCCUCAACCGAAGGGAAGAAGUUUCAAAGCUCAGAGAAGUUUGACUUAGCUGCAGAAUCAGAAAUGUCAGCAGGUCUAGUGGGAAUUGGAGCAAACAGUCUGACCGCAGGACCUCAAUUUAUAGGCCAGGGUCACCAAAGUACUCCACAAUCCUCUGUGUUAACCGCAGACGAGACUUCAUCAGAAGCCGAGACUCUCCCGAGCACAGACAUUGGAGAUACCUUGCCAAGAACAAUUUCAAAUCUUGGACGAGAGCCUAGAGAAGGUGAGGAGGAGGGUGCAGCGUCAGUGAUUGAGAUUGAGUGUGAGAUGAUGAGAGCCGCCGAGGGACUUAUUCAGGCCCUAGAGGGCGCCGUAAGAAAGAGGGUGUUUAACCUCCCGAGACAAAACGAUGCAGCUGUCGGGUUUCCGUCGUCGCCUGGGAUGCAAACGUUUGGGCCAGAUUUUGAAAAGCCAACAAUGCCCCCCAAAACUAAGAAUUUUACAAAAGCCUCUUAUUCCUAUCUUGAAGAUGAGCCUAACAAUGACUUGGAUGAGUGUGGCGUUACCAUGGAAACAAGCUCUAGAUGCACUCCUCUCAGGGAUGAAGGUGAUACUGUAGAUACCAAAGAGAAAAGCAGUUGUGGCGAAGGGCUCCCCCAUUGUCAGGAUGGUAGCAGGGUAGCCAUUUUGUUUUCUGGAGGCCUAGAUUCCAUGGUUAUAGCUGCUCUAGCGGACAGAUGCGUACCACCUGAUGAACCUAUUGACUUGAUGAACGUGGCUUUUCAGAAACCAGCGCAAAACUCCACUCAAACUGCAUCACACAACAAAGGCGACCAACAGAG
Molecule: messenger RNA, 2262 nt
Organism: Asterias rubens (European starfish)
Lineage: Eukaryota; Metazoa; Echinodermata; Asteroidea; Forcipulatida; Asteriidae
Product: asparagine synthetase domain-containing protein 1-like
Molecular function (GO): asparagine synthase (glutamine-hydrolyzing) activity
Source: RefSeq, a predicted model, not a curated record